CUCAGAGGAGAAAAGCAGCGCUAGGGUUCAACAAAGCCUAGGGUUCAACAAUGCUGCGUCGAUGGCUUCCCAGAGUUCCAGAUCGUGUCGAGUUCAUUCACCUGGGAAGGAGUUGGUAUGCGGACAUAGAGAGAGGCCGAUUCUGCGAACCUCAACGACAAAGGAUAACCUAGGCCGAAGAUUUUGGGGUUGCGUAUACUAUGAGGUUCAGGAUGCUUGUGAUUUUUUUCGUUGGGCAGAUCCAGAAGCUGGAGGAGCUCAGCAGGAUACUGAAAUUGCAAGAAGUAGGAGAAAACUUACAAGCUUAAAAGCAAGAUUGAAGGAUGUUGAAUUGAAGCUUAGGAUUGUUGCUACUUUAGGGAUUGUUGGGUGGAUUGGGUUUUUGUUUUUGUUGCUGGAAAAUCCAUACAAGUUAAGGCAACCGUAUAGAAUGCACUUAAAUUUCAGAUGAUUAGUUAGUCAAUUUUAGGAGAUUAUUGUGUUCUUUUGGUAAAUUUAUAGGAAAAUUUGUGAUGUUACAAUGGGU
This is a messenger RNA of Arachis ipaensis, 526 nucleotides long. The record is from RefSeq and is a predicted model, not a curated record. NCBI's taxonomy places the organism in Eukaryota, Viridiplantae, Streptophyta, Magnoliopsida, Fabales, Fabaceae.